CAACAGAGCAGUUUGGAGGGGAGGACCUGUGAACCAGGCGGUAGGAGUGAAAACGCAACAGCGGAAAGUUUACUGUGAGUCAGGUCAGCGGAAGUGGAGCUCUAGCAAAGUCAGUGUGCGCAACAGGUGUUAGUUCUUCGUAUGGUUGUUGUGUGACUCUUUUUUUAAAGCUUCGAAGUGGUUUGGACAGUGAGGGUAAAAGUUUUUUCUCGGUUAGAAGAGUAACAACAUGUCAAAUCUCCGACCCCGACUGUGUGUGCUGGAGAAAGGAUCCAGCGGCUACGGGUUCCACCUGCACGGAGAAAAGGGCAAGACGGGGCAGUUUAUCAGGCUCGUGGAGCCCGACACUCCCGCCUCCGAAGCAGGACUCCUCGCGGGCGACCGUCUGGUAUUCGUGAAUGGAGAGCGCGUGGAGGGCGAGAGCCAUCAGCAAGUGGUCGCCAGGAUACGGGCCACCAUCGGGGCUCUAGAGCUAAUAGUGGUGGACGCCGAAACGACUGAGCUUCUGAUGAAACACAACCUGCAGUGCCGGAAAGAGUUCGCCACGGAGGGGAUUCCCCUGCCCGGCCGGGACAGCGACUCAGACCGCGGGGACGCACAGAGCAACGGCACCCCGAGGGAGUCCAGCCCUGUCCCGCGUGAGAACGGGGAUGCCUCGUCCGAGAGGUCGGAUAGGCUGAGUGUUAGCUCCAGCACCAAGGAGGAGAGAGGUGGGCCGCGUCCUCGCCUCUGCCACCUGAAGAAGGGAGCCGGUGGCUACGGCUUCAACCUGCACAGUGAGAAGUCCAAACCAGGCCAGUUCAUCAGAGCCGUGGAUGAGGACUCUCCGGCACAGAGGGCCGGACUCAGACCACAGGACAAGAUCAUCCAGGUGAAUGGUGUGUCGGUGAUUGGCAUGCAGCACUCAGAGGUGGUGGCAGCCAUCAAAGCGGGAGGAGACGAGACCACUAUGCUGGUGGUCGAUGCCGAGACUGAGGAAUUCUUCAAGAGAUGCAACGUCCUGCCCACCGUAGAACAUGUCACUGGACCUCUUCCUGAGCCAGCAUCAGAGAGAGCAUCAGAGGAGGCGGCAGCCGAGAGGAACCCCAAAGUGUCUGUGAGCUCGUCAGCCUCCAGUGCCUCUUCCAACGCCUCCCUGCCAGCAGCCACCAGCAGCUCCCCCCCUCCAGAGGUUGAGAGGGCCCCGGAGCCGGCCCCAGCAGCUGAAGGCCUGGGUCUGAGCAUGUCACUGGCCCAGGCCAAAGAGAGAGCCCGUCAGAAACGAGCCGCCAAGAAAGCCCCGACCAUGGACUGGAGCAAGAGAAACGAACUGUUCAGCAACUUGUAAACGACAUCAUCUUCAUCUUCAUCAUCAGGUCCACCUCUCCCAGACCGCCUGUACCGCCCUGUGUCUGUCCUCUGGAUUUAGUUUUUACGUUGCCACACUGAAUGACAAAGACACAGUGUUCAUUUAGAACAUUAGAAACUCCCCUGUUAAACAGUAUUAUAUGAUGAUUUUAUUUGUUUUAAUUUAGGGUCUUGCCACUUUUCUUUCAUGUUUAAAUGAUGUUGGAGUCACACACAGGAAUGAAUGUUAAUAUAUUAAAAAAGAAUGUUAAAAAGAAAAAAAAAAAGUAAUGUACAGUUUCUCACAUUAAAAGGACCAUGUAAUGGGGCAUAGGGAAAUAUAACCUAUUGGCAGAUCAACAGUUUAAAUGAAUGUCUGCAAUCAGCAACUAGAAUGAAAGGAUCAACAAUGCUGAAUAACCAUUCCAUGACAAUCUGUUUUCCUGUUGGGACACUGUUUGAGCAACAUCAGCGUGUUAAAGUCUUAAGAUGGUUGAAGGGACUCUAGUUAUUGAGAUGAAAGCUCUGGUAGCCUUACUGGAAACACUUCAUGUCUGUCCAGUUGUCUUUCCCUCCGGGGUUUCUGUCAUAUAUGAUUCAAGGAAAUUACAGAUUAUUUUCUUCAUGUUGCUCGAUAGAAUUUGUACAUACACGAAUAAAUGAUUUUAAGAAGA
Messenger RNA from Dicentrarchus labrax (European seabass), 2000 nucleotides. It is a transcript of the gene nherf1a, whose product is annotated as NHERF family PDZ scaffold protein 1a. Gene Ontology annotation, molecular function: signaling receptor binding; protein-membrane adaptor activity. NCBI's taxonomy places the organism in Eukaryota, Metazoa, Chordata, Actinopteri, Moronidae. The transcript has 6 exons. Gene Ontology annotation, biological process: protein localization to plasma membrane. The record is from RefSeq and is a predicted model, not a curated record. Bases 230 to 1327 code for a protein of 365 amino acids. Gene Ontology annotation, cellular component: apical plasma membrane.